GUAGCCCAGGGCAGGGGCACAGGAAUCAGCUCAUUAAGCAGAAGUAACAAUUAGAGCAGCGAAAUGAGCGGUGUGAAGGGAGAUAUGGAUCGGGAGCCAAAGCAAACACUGAAAUCGCAGUUUGGUAAAUAAAUCCUUCUCAUUCCCGAGGGUGUCUCACUUCCCAUACUCGUUAAACGCCAUAUAAAUGUUCCCGAGGCUCUUAAAGCUCCUCAUUACAUCGACUUUUACCUCCUAAAUGUGUUUCCGAUGGCUGAAGAGGCUCUACCACUGUCUCCGGCGGAAAUGCUCCCGGCGGAACCGCGGCUACAGCCGGGAGAUCUCCCUGGGCCACCGCCGGUUCUGCAGCGGCUCCUUCUCCGACGGCCGCGCCUCCUUCACCUGCGGCGGGGAGGGCUCGGUCAGCUACAGCCGGAGACCCUCCUGCUGGCCACCCCUGCCAGCCCCAGUCCCCUACAGCAUCCCAGUGGGCUCCUCGUGUGACGGCCCCGUGGCCACCAGCGGGCGUUGUGGGCUCACGUCGGGCUGGGAGGUGGCGGUGGAGACGGUGCCGGUUUAUGGCGCCGCGGUGGCAGCGGGGUACGGUGAGGAUGUGGGAGGAGGGGGAUUCAUCCAGCACGGAGGGGAUUUGGGGGCAGGGUAUGGGUACAGUGCCCCCCUGAGUGACACCCUAACCGCGGGAGGGGUCACUGAGGGCGCAGGGGGAUACGGAGUGGCGACAUUCCCGACCCCAGAGCUCAUCCCUGCGGGCGGGGAGUGCGCCCAGGUGGUGCAGCAGAAAUGCCCCGUGGUUGUCCCCACCGCCAUCAAGACCCAGCAGUGCAAGCAGAGCACCCAGUGGCCUCCCAUCCAGAAGAAGUGACUUGGCCCAGCAGCCUCUCUCCCUGCAUCCCAAAAAUGAUCCUUUUUUGACCCGCUUUUCCCCAAAAGUGGAACUUUCCCCCUGAGCGUGUCAUCCGCGCUCCUCAGGUGGGGCUGUGCUGACAGCAGUGCCCCGAGAACUGCUGGGAAAAGGGAAAAUGGGAAAGAUUCUUUUCUCCACCUCCUUUGGAUAACAGGUUGGAAAAUAAAACCUCACGGUCUGUGGGUAGUUUCAAUGUUGGGAUGGUUUCUUUCAUUUCUGGCUCCUUCACUCCAGACGCAAGUGAGUC
Oenanthe melanoleuca is the source of this 1151-nucleotide messenger RNA. RefSeq lists its product as uncharacterized. Lineage: Eukaryota; Metazoa; Chordata; Aves; Passeriformes; Muscicapidae. The transcript is spliced from 2 exons. The coding region runs from base 239 to 862 and encodes 207 amino acids. The record is from RefSeq and is a predicted model, not a curated record.